Molecule: messenger RNA, 6810 nt
Organism: Juglans regia (Persian walnut)
Lineage: Eukaryota; Viridiplantae; Streptophyta; Magnoliopsida; Fagales; Juglandaceae
Product: autophagy-related protein 2-like
Exons: 14
Coding region: 280-6258 (1992 amino acids)
Biological process (GO): autophagy of mitochondrion; autophagosome assembly; reticulophagy
Cellular component (GO): phagophore assembly site; extrinsic component of membrane
Molecular function (GO): phosphatidylinositol-3-phosphate binding
Source: RefSeq, a predicted model, not a curated record
AAAAACUCGGAGGUGCAGACUCACACGGAAACCUCCAAAAGAUACAUCAAAACCCCAAGAUUCGUGAGAACUGAACCCAAAUUCAAAUCAAUUCUACUUCACGCAAACUACAAACAAUCCCUUCUUCUUCUUCUUCUUCUUCGUGGUCGAUGGAAGGGAAACCUUCAUCUCCAGCAACCACAACAGCAGCGAAAGACCACGGUCCUAAUUCUCUAACCUCCCCAAAACCCUACUUUCCACGCAGACUUCGGGAAUAAUUCGUCGACAAGAAAGAUAAAAAUGUUCCCUUGGAAUAUUGGGAAGUCGGCCGAGGCGAUGUUCUCGCGGUGGGCCGUUAAGAGGGUCUGCAAAUUCGUGUUGAAGAAGAAAUUGGGGCAGUUCAUAUUGGGGGAUAUCGACCUUGAUCAGCUUGACGUGCAGCUCCGCGAGGGCACGAUUCAGCUUAGCGAUCUCGCGCUUAAUGUCGAUUGUCUCAAUAAGAAGUUUGGUGCAGCAGCAUCAGUAAUUAUAAAAGAAGGGUCCAUUGGCUCUUUACUGGUUAAAAUGCCUUGGAAGGGUGAAGGUUGUCUGGUUGAGAUAGAUGAACUUGAGCUUGUGCUUGCUCCUUGUUCGAAGAAUAAUUCACCAGCUGGGAGUGAAACUUCUUGUUCAGUUCAGCAGGGUGAUGAUGGUCUCCAUUCUGACUUUCAAAAGGAUGAGCAUGACAUGGUGGAUGACGCUGCCAAAUCUAUGUUUGGGGAUGUUCAUGAAGGUGUUAAGACGAUUGCAAAGAUGGUCAAACGGUUGCUUACAAGUUUCCAUGUGAAGAUAAAAAAGUUGAUAGUCGCAUUUGAUCCAUAUUUGGAGAAGGAAGAAAAGAAUGCGGGCAGUCGCACAACCCUAGUGCUUCGAAUAUCAGAAACCGAAUGUGGAACUUGUGUUUCUGAAGAUGCCAAUUUAAAUGGUGGUGCAAGAGUUGAGAGCUUUCUUGGAAUAAAUCAGUUGACAAAUUCUGUGAAGUUUCGAGAAGCGGUACUUGAACUUCUUCAAAUUGAUGAUGACGACAAUAAAGAAAGCUCUCCAUGCAUAUCAAGAACAAGUUUUGGUGAAUACGUUUCGGUCCACUGCCCCUCAAAUAUUACCACUCCUGUUGUGACUGGGAAAAGAGGCGGGUUUUCUGGGAAUAUAAAAUUAAGUAUACCUUGGAAGAAUGGAUCCUUAGACACUCACAAAGUGGAUGCAGAUAUUCACAUUGAUCCUGUGGAAUUGAGACUUCAGCCCUGCACAAUUAAAUGGCUCUUGCUUUUAUGGGGAACUCUAAAGAACCUGGACACUGAUAUUGAGGAUCAUAUGCAGUACGAUUUAACAGAUUCUUUUAACAUUAAUGCAGCAUCCUACAGCCAUUCAUCAACACCAGUUACUGCACAUGUUACUGACAAGGUGAUGCGUUGUGGUGGUUUUCCAAUGGACACAUCUUCUUUGGCACUGCAAGAUCCAGUCACUGAAACUCUGCUACCUGGGUCACAUGUCAUCUCAGAUUGGUUGCCAUUUGCAGUCCAUGAAAACCAUAAAAAUUGCUUUGAAGAAGAACUUGAAUUUGGGGCAAGUGUAGAUCAAUUUUUUGAAUGUUUUGAUGGAAUACGAAGUUCCCAAUCAGCUUUAACAAGCAGUGGGAUGUGGAACUGGACAUCUUCUGUUUUUAGUGCAAUUACUGCAGCAUCCAGCCUUGCUUCUGGAUCUUUGCAUAUGCCCUCUGAACAGCAGCAUGUUGAAACCAUUGUGAAAGCUGCAUUUGCUGAAAUUUCCAUCAUUCUUUCUUUCCAUGAUGAAGACCAAAAGCAUUUGUGUGAUCCUGAGGGUGAUCAGGUUAAUGUUCAUUAUCUGGGUGCAGAAUGCAGAGACAUUGUUCUUCAUUUGCAGGUAUGUCCUCAAGAAAUGAAGUUUGAUGGAAUGGUGGAGUGUAUUAUGGUUUCUGAUUACCACAGCAGUGAAAACAAUGCCAUGGACUUUGGGUUGAACAAGAGUCAAAAGCAUUCUAUUCAUCAACUGCAAGCUGAAGUUCAAGGUGCCCUCCCUCCAUUUGCCUCUCCUGCUGAAGAUCCUCAUUCAGAGGAAAUAAAUAGUUUAGUUGCUGAAGAUUUUCCUUUCGUUAAUAAGGGUGGUGUAGUCAAAGUUACAUUGCUUAAAACUUCAGGCAUCACUCAUUGCCAAUAUUCUGUGAGUUCAAGUUCAUCAGAUGGCAGUUUUACGGGGCCAACAUCAAUUUCAUUGCAAUUAUCACCUUUUGUUUUCUGGGUGAACUUCCCUUUGAUUAAUACAUUAAUGAAUUUAUCCAUGGAAGUGGUAAAAUCUGUUGAGAUAAACAGCAAAAGGAAUGAAUUCCCACCCCGGGCCUUCAAUGAGAAGCAAGGAUUGUCACAUGCAGAUGCUAGAAGAGGUUCUACUCUACCUAUGACAAGCUUGUCUUCAACAGAAAGUUUGCGUGGCAAUAUAAUGAUGCCCAUUGCUCGGGUAAUCCUAUGCUUCCCUUUUGAAAAUGGUGAAGAUAGUAGAGGUUACUCUUCCUGGGACCAGUUUGUUGUUUUUGACUUUUCAUCACGGUCGGCGUUGAAUGUGGGAGUGAAUAAAGACACGAGUCCAACUUCAGAUGCAAGUUUACAGAAAAAACAUUUUUUGACGACCACAAGGUCUUUGCGUUUGCAUGUUGGCGAUCUUCAAAUUUAUUCGGUCUCUUCUGCAAGCGAAGAUAAGGUUGGAAUUAACUCCUGUAACAUGCAGAAUAAAAAAAUUUCUUCUCAGAACAUUCUGUCCAUGACAAACAAAACAGGUUGUGUUUCUGUCAUCAGUAUGCUUUGGCCGGAGGGUCAUGUGACUGGUCCUUGGAUACUAAGGAGGGCAAAGCUCUUAGCCACUUUAGGGGAAUCAAGGAGUAGUUAUAAAUUUGUGGGGAAGGGUUAUGAGUUUGCUUCUGUGUCUACUGUGAAAGAUCUGGAAGGGUUAAAUUCUCAAACUCGACAAGAGAUAAUUCUGAGCUCUGUACUCUUCUUUCAUGUUCAUUUAUCUCCUGUUACAUUUACUCUUUGCAGUUCUCAGUAUAAAGUAUUACAUGAUCUUUUAAAUCAGGUGAUGAAUGGAUUGUCAUGCAUGGGUUCUGAUGCUGCCAAUUCUAGGGAACCAUCUUCUGUGUCUCAAACAUCACUUCUUGUGGAGUGUGAUACGGUAGAUAUUUCGAUUAUCCCAGAUGCAAAAGAGGAUAUUGGAGGCUCAAUGCAGAGUGAACUUCCAGGAUCAUGGUAUCUUCUGAAACUGAAAAUUCAGAAGUUUGAAUUGCUGUCUGUCUCAAAUAUUGGAGGUAUUAAGGAUGCCAAAUUUUUUUGGCUAGCCCAUGGAGAAGGCAAAUUGUGGGGUUCCAUCACUGGGGUUCCCGAGCAAGAGUUUAUUCUAAUCUCGUGUAGUGAUUCUACCUUAAAGCGUGGUGAUGGAAGAGGUUCCAAUGCAUUGUCGUCUAGAUUGGCGGGUUCUGAUAUUGUAUACCUGUGGGAGCCAGAGAGUUUUCAUGGUUUUACAUCCAUAAAUGUCAGAUGUGGUACCAUUGUUGCAAUAGGUGGUCGCUUGGAUUGGUUAGACACUAUAUCCUCCUUUUUCAGUUUGCCCUCACCUGAGACGGAACUAGCUGGUGACAAUAGUAUGCAGAAGGAUCUGAAUACAUCAUGUGGGUCCUCUUUUGUUCUUAACUUUGUUGAUGUUGGAUUGAGUUAUGAGCCUUACUUGAGGAAUUUGGUGGAUGGGAUUGAAGUUCUUGAUCCCAAGUUUUAUUCUUCAAGUGCCAAAGAAAAAGAAUGUGUGGCUGAAGAAUAUGUUGCCUGUCUGUUAGCUGCAUCUUCCUUCAAUCUAUCAAAUUCAUCUGUCGAAAACUCAAUUGACAGCGAGUACAAAAUCAGAGUGCAGGAUCUUGGGCUGCUUCUUCGUAAAGUUUCAGAGCCCAAUAUUCUUGGUGGCACUUACAAUGUUGAGCAUCUUCACAAGGUUGGUUAUGUUAGAGUUGCUCGGGAGGCACUCAUUGAAGUAAUCUUGAGAACUAACUGUAAGAAUGGCCUUCUAUGGGAGGUGGAAUGUUCUAAAUCUCACAUUUACGUGGAAACUUGCCAUGACACCACUUCUGGUCUGAUUCGUUUGGCCUCUCAACUUCAGCAGCUAUUUGCUCCUGAUGUGGAGGAAUCGGUUGUGCAUUUGCAGGCUAGGUGGAACAAUAUUCAGAAGGCACAAGAGAGUAACGAUUUCAAUGAUGCAACUAGGACUUUUGGUGGUGAUUCUGUGCCAUCAACUUCACGAGUGUGUACCGCAAGUGUAGAUACAAAGAGUGAACCCGGAUUGGUUGGUUUGAUGGAUGAGAUAUGUGAGGAUGCAUUUCAAUUUAAUAGCAAUGGUAUCUACCAAUUUGAUUCUUCUGAGUCCCACAUCUGUGUUUCACUCAAUGAAAGCCUUCUUGGUGAUUCGUGUGGCUUAAAUGUUGAAACUACUGAAAUAUCAUCCCAUGAUCUGUCCAUCAAUGAGUCCAUGCCUGUAGUGGGACUGGAAAGUAGUCAGACCUCAUUUUUAGAAGAAGAUUACUUUCCAGAGUUUAUAGAAGCUGAUUAUUUAUCUGAAAUUUUCCCUGUGUCAGAAUUAUCUACGGGCAAACAAUCUAUGCCUGAGAUACCUAAAUGCAGAUCCACGAAUGCGGGGUGUGGAGAUCUUGAAACAGGAAAUAGUGGAUGGUAUGGGGACACUUUUGUAAGAAUUGUAGAAAACCACAUUUUAGAGGCUAGUGAGCAAGGUGGUGUGGAACAUUUUGUGGAAGGCAAGCUUCCUUUUAUUGAUAAUACGAGAUAUGCUGAUACUGGAAAGGUUACUGGGCGUAUACAUUUAAAGAAGAUUGAUGUCAGAUGGAAAAUGUAUGCUGGUUCUGACUGGCAUGAUUCUAGAGAUGAUGGUGAGCAUUCUAUGCAGUAUCAUGGAAGGAAUAAAACUAUAUGUCUGGAGCUUUCUUUAUCGGGGAUGGAAUUUCAGUAUGACCUUUUCCCAAUUGGUGGAGUAUGUGCAUCUAAACUUUCUCUUUCAGUUCAAGAUUUUCAUCUUUACGAUAGGAGCAGGGAUGCACCAUGGAAACUGUUACUUGGAUAUAAGCAUUCAAAAGAACAUCCCAGAGAAUCCUCCUCGAAAGCAUUGAAACUGGAAUUAGAAGCUGUCAGACCAGAUCCUUUUAUUCCUCUUGAGGAGUAUCGGUUGCGCAUUGCUUUGCUUCCCAUUCUACUGCAUCUUCAUCAGUCCCAACUUGAUUUUCUCAUCAACUUUUUUGGGGCUAAGAACUCACUAGUCAACCAGUCUCCUGCUUGUUACCAAGAGUCAGAUGGUUCAAAAUUGUUGCAUGGCCAUACAAUUCCAAAUGAGGCAUUGCUUCCCUUCUUUCAGAAAUUUGAUAUAUGGCCUGUUGUUGUUCGGGUUGACUACAGUCCUCACCAUUUUGAUCUCACAGCACUAAGCAGUGGGAAUUAUGUAGAACUCAUGAAUCUUGUCCCCUGGAAGGGUGUUGAGCUACAACUGAAGCAUGUCCAUGCUGUUGGCAUCUAUGGCUGGGGCAGUGUUUGCGAAACAAUUAUAGGGGAGUGGCUGGAAGAUGUUUCACGAAACCAGGUUCAUAAAAUAUUGCGAGGCCUUCCUCCUAUCCGAUCAUUUGUUGCUGUUGGUUCCAGCGCUGUGAAGUUGGUUUCUUUGCCAGUUGAGAACUACAAGAGGGAUCGUAGAGUUCUCAAGGGAAUGCAAAGAGGCACAGCUGCAUUUCUUAGAAGCAUUUCACUUGAAGCUGUUGGACUUGGGGUACAUUUGGCUGCUGGGGCUCAUGAUAUUCUGGAGCUAGCAGAAUAUAUUUUUACUAGCAUUCCUCCUUCUGUACCAUGGGCUGGACAAAGUACAUUGAAGACACAUGUAAGAUCUGAUCAGCCUAAUGAUGCGCAGCAAGGACUCCAACGGGCUUAUGAAAGCCUUAGUGAUGGCUUGGGAAAAUCUGCUUCUGCCUUAGUCCGGACUCCCUUGAAGAAGUACCAGCGUGGAGCUGGUGCCGCAUCUGCUUUGGCAUCUGCAAUUCGUGCAGUUCCUGCAGCUGCUAUAGCUCCUGCUUCUGCUUGUGCAAGUGCUAUACAUUAUACUCUUCUUGGCUUUAGAAAUAGCCUGGAUCCUGAGCGUAAGAAAGAAUCCAUGGAGAAAUAUUUGGGUCCCACACAGUUAUCAGAACAAGAUUAAUGAGGGUAUAUCUUGACCGGUCAAGUAAAGAACUGCUUUCCCAUCCAUGAAAGGGAGCUGAUAAAGAGUUUCGUUGUUGCUGUGGAGGGGUGCAUGUAUCAUGUAAGUUACUUUUUUCAGAAUUUACUCCCUCUCUAUAUGGGAAAUUAUAGUGUAUGAAUUGUUGGUUAAAGAUUUACGGGGACACGACAAUUUAGUUUCUACAGUAUACAAAACAUUUCUUGUUUGUCAGCUGAAGUGCUUGCUCAACCACUGGCAAAAUACCUCAUUUUCUACCUGAUUCUCAAAGUUGUCAUGCUUGGUUUAUUGGAUGCAGAUGUACAGUUAACAAAGCUACCGAUUGAUUUAUUUCCCGUCGGGAAAUGAUAAGACGGCAAUUUUUGUACAAACUGUAAAUAUCCAAUGGUUCUUAUAAUUUUUUGCCGCACUCACAAGCCUUGUAAUUGUAGUUAUCCAUCAUGUUAUUCUUUUAAAGCCUCAAUUAUGAUGAAAGUUGCUUCUGUUGUAAAUAAUUCAGCAAACAUUGUUUUCCCAAUCAGAAAUGUUUGAUCA